AUAGGAUUACUUUCAAUGAUGGGAAGAGUAGGUUCUCUGGCAGCUCCAUUUAUGAGAGAAGCAGCCAACAAUGUUCAUAUUUCAUUUCCUCUUGCGUUAUUUGGAACACUUUCUCUUAUUUGUUGUGUUUUGACCUUACUUUUACCGGAAACUAAAGAUUCACAAUUGGCUGAUAUGUUAUCACAAGUAGAAGAUAGAAAAAGAAAUGGUCUUCUUGUGCAUGGAAUGAAAGCUGAAAAUGAAGAAGAAGAAGAAGGAAAUUAAGCAUCAAAUUAUUUAACUUGAAUAUACAAUAGAUAUUACUACGGUUAGAAAAUAUA
Molecule: messenger RNA, 320 nt
Organism: Centruroides sculpturatus (bark scorpion)
Lineage: Eukaryota; Metazoa; Arthropoda; Arachnida; Scorpiones; Buthidae
Product: solute carrier family 22 member 2-like
Exons: 3
Coding region: 16-264 (82 amino acids)
Source: RefSeq, a predicted model, not a curated record